Drosophila grimshawi is the source of this 2058-nucleotide messenger RNA. Its product is annotated as dihydropyrimidinase. The record is from RefSeq and is a predicted model, not a curated record. Gene Ontology annotation, cellular component: cytosol; cytoplasm. The coding region runs from base 124 to 1905 and encodes 593 amino acids. The transcript has 11 exons. Lineage: Eukaryota; Metazoa; Arthropoda; Insecta; Diptera; Drosophilidae. Gene Ontology annotation, biological process: pyrimidine nucleobase catabolic process. Gene Ontology annotation, molecular function: dihydropyrimidinase activity.
ACUGAAGUCUGUUAGCCUUAACAUACAGAUUCUAGGCUUUUCAGAUAUUUUCGUUGAAAGCAGUUGUGUCUUGCGGCUUAUUUUACCCAUAAUUAAAACUCCAGAAAUUCAAAGUCUAACGCUAUGGCAAGCAGUCCAGCGCCGGUUAAAAAGGUACCCAUCCACCUGCAAAGCGCCCAGAAUCGCGUCUAUAUCAAAAAUGGCGAAGUUGUCAAUCAUGAUAAGUCUUUCAAAGCUGAUGUUUACAUAGAAGAUGGCAUCAUUAAAUUUGUGGGACCAGCUGCUGAUAUAACGGUACCAGGUGGUGUGCGUGUUAUCGAUGCAAGUGGCAAACUAAUUAUGCCUGGUGGCAUCGAUCCACAUACACACAUGCAAUUACCUUUUUGCAAUGCAGUUGCCGUGGAUGACUUUUAUCAUGGAACCAAAGCGGCUGUAGCUGGUGGCACUACUAUGAUAAUUGAUUUUGUAAUACCCAACAAAAACGAAUCUAUGAUCGAGGCUUAUGAUACGUGGCGCAGUUGGGCUGAUCCUAAGGUCUGCUGUGAUUAUGGCCUCCAUGUGGGCAUUACUUGGUGGUCCAAAUCGGUAUCGGAUGAAAUGGCCAUACUUUGCAAAGAGCUUGGCAUCAAUUCGUUCAAAACAUUUAUGGCCUAUAAGGGACUUUAUCAGCUGAACGAUUCUGAUAUGUUGGAUGUUUUUGAGCGUAUUCGAGGCUUGAAUGCGGUAGCUAUGGUACAUGCUGAAAAUGGUGAUAUUAUUGCCAAAAAUGCAAAACGUUUGUUGGCCGAGGGCGUUACUGGUCCUGAAGGACACGAACUAUCUCGGCAGGAGGAAGUGGAAGCGGAGGCCGUAAAUCGUGCUUGUAUUUUGGCUCAUCAGGUUGAUUGUCCCCUUUAUGUGGUCCACUGUAUGAGCAAAUCGGCUGGAAUAGAAAUAUCUCGAGCCCGUCAACGCUACAGUGGAAAAUAUAUUUUUGGUGAGACCCUCGCAGCGGCUCUGGGUACAGAUGGCUCUCACUAUCGCUGUCAGCAUUUCGAUCAUGCGGCUGCUCAUGUGCUGAGCCCUCCUCUGAGACCCGACAAGACAACUCCUGAGUUUCUGAUGAAGUUGCUGGCUAGCGAUGAUUUGCAGACGACAGGCAGUGACAAUUGCACCUUCAACAAGAAACAAAAGGAACUUGGCUUGGGUGACUUUACAAAGAUACCCAAUGGUGUCAAUGGCGUUGAAGAUCGUAUGUCUCUGGUCUGGGAGAGGGGUGUACAUUCCGGUUUAAUGGAUCCCUGUAGAUUCGUGGCCAUAACAAGCACAAAUGCAGCUAAAAUAUUUAAUAUUUAUCCUCAAAAGGGACUCAUUGGUGUCGGUUCGGAUGCUGAUAUUGUUAUCUGGGAUCCGAAGGCCUCACGCACCAUUUCCAAGGAUACCCAUCAUCAUGCAUGCGGUUUUAAUAUAUUUGAGGGCAUGACUGUUCAUGGUGUUCCUGACUUUGUAUUGGUUCGUGGACGAAUCUGUGUUGAGGAUGGAUCAGUUCGUGUUGCCGAGGGAUUUGGACGAUUUAUAUCCACACCGUUGAGGCCGUCGUUUGUUUAUGAUAGUAUUGAGAGCAAAACGGAGUCCGAAGAGGGACAACAAGUCGAACAACAGAAUGGCAAUGUGGCCAAAAAGUUAGUCGAGAUGGACUCCCACAUAGUUACCCAAGAGCCACCCUCUACAAUGUUCUCAAGCAACUCGACACCCAAUUGCAAUAACAACAACAGUAACGUUUCAAAUGCUCGUGGACGCGUGGAUGGUAAACGGGAUCUGCAGGAAUCAUCCUUUUCCAUAAGCGAGGAAUUGGACAAUUCAAACGUACGUUCAUCCAUUAAAGUUAAGAAUCCACCUGGCGGAAAAUCUUCUGGAUUUUGGUAGAUGGAAACUUACGGAAACGUUGCAAGCUACAGAAAAAGUUCAGUUUUCCUAUUUAAAUAUUGUAACUUAUUCAUAUAUAUGUAUGUGAAAUGUAAAACCCACUCCUAAAUGAUUUUUAUAAAUAAACCAAAAUUGGACAGCGAAUUUAACUCA